UUUGGUAUACUUAAUUAUAUUUAACUAUUUUAUACAUAUCGAUCGGUAUCGUCUCAUUGUCAGAUUUACGCUAAACAUUUACUGUUCCAAAUGAAUAGGUUAACUUUAUAACCUUCUAACUAUAUAUUAUGUGUACAGUUCUACUAAUGUUACUAAUUCUUACUGUAGUAAUGAAUUGCUUAUGAUGAAUAGUUUGUUCAGGUUGUUAUAUCAAUACAAUCUUUGAUCUAAAGAAGUUAUUACGGAUAAAGAAUAUGUUUGGGAAUUAAUAGAGUGUGGCAUCUGAUAAAACAAUGACUUGAUUAACUCCAACAUAUAAUUAUAGAGGAUAAUUGUUUAUUUCAUUUUGAUGCUUAUUUCGCUCAAUGGAAAAUGCAUCAACCACGACAAGUGAUUGUGGAAUUUGACAAGAAUUGUGAGAUUUAGAGCUCUAUUUUGUCGUUUUCAAGAAUGAUAUAAUUUCCAAAGACAUGAUGACUAUUUACUCCUGUAAAAGGCCUCUAUUUUUGUGGAUCUACAAUGUUUAAUUUUGCCAAAUAAUGCGAUGCUGUGUAUUUUUAUUGCAAUAUAUUGCUAGUGAUGAGAAACAACUUAGCAGUUUUGAUGAAAUUAGGAUUGUUGUUCAUUAGCAUCCAGGGAACCUAUGGUAUAAAGUGUUGGAAAUGUAUCUCUGAUGACUGCGAUGGUGAUCCUGAGAACAAUUAUAAAGCGGAGAAGGUCUCGUGUAAACAAGGGGAAAGUUGUUUGAAAGUUUUGUACCAAAUGCAUGACAACAAGACGCGAUAUGAAUCCGUCAUAAGAACCUGUUCCUCAGGAGAAUGUGUACCUACUCCAUUGUACGAAUAUAAUGAAUGUUUGUUAAAAGACCAUGGUUACCUAGUACUUGGCUGUUCACAGAGAUUAUGUUGUCAUGAAAGCAUGUGUAACUCUAGUCAUGUCCUCACCGUCUACAUCCCUGUAUUAUUGUGCCUUCUCCUAUUUAUAAAGAUGAUAUGAUCUAAUUUUGUAUUGCUACAUGUAUGCUCGUUUCUGUAAUUACUUGUAUGACGAUUUAAA
This is a messenger RNA of Mytilus trossulus (common blue mussel), 1056 nucleotides long. RefSeq lists its product as uncharacterized. The coding region runs from base 580 to 996 and encodes 138 amino acids. The transcript has 3 exons. The record is from RefSeq and is a predicted model, not a curated record. NCBI's taxonomy places the organism in Eukaryota, Metazoa, Mollusca, Bivalvia, Mytilida, Mytilidae.